CUUCAAUGGCCCCAGGCCAUAAAUAACUUACUGAAUUGUUUUCAUGACAGAGUGACUUUUCUAGAAUAAUUGUAUUCUGACAUUAAAAGCCACUCAAAUGCAGAAACAGUUAAGAAGUAUCUUGUCGGCCGAAGACGCUGAGCUGGUUUGGAGUGCCUUCGCGUCAACGACGGUAUUCCCAAAGACUUGGGGAGGUAACACUUACGAGAAGGUGUUUGAAGGAUCAAGUUUGGUUGACAGGGUAGUAGAAAAAUCGCCAGAAAGAUAUUCCACUCGAGAACAGGCGACAGAGCUUCUCCAGGGCGUCCUCAAAGAAGGAUUUAUCAAAAGCAUUGGCAGAUCUCGACUGUUUGAGGACGGUUCACAAUUGUUUUAUUGGACAGAAAACUCGCAAUCACCCAACAACAUGGCGACCACCGUCAAUUCAAGAACACAGCGCUUCAACAAAACGCAAAAAGAAGAAGCUAAACCGGCUUGGGUAACUCCUAACUUGAAGAAAACAGCCAGACCAGGAGGAGUACCCAGGAGGGAAAUUAACACUCUUUCACGCGCUACUCCAAAUAAGGUCUCCGAAGAUGCAGACACCGACAAGAAGACAAAUGCGACUAAAUCUCUCUCCAGAGGAUUAGCAGCCCUUCUUGAACGGGAUCAAUCAUUUAGUACUCAAAAUAUGCAGGAUAGCAAUUGCGAAGAUAAGAAGGAAGAGAAAACAGAAACAGAUGGGCAUUCCAACAUGAUUAGCACUGACAGAAAAAGCGGUAAUGAUCAAGCGAAAACAGAAAAUUCCAAAACCGAUUCUAAACCACCAUCAUCCACUCAGCGGUCAUUCCACAAGGCUCCGCAGGUUAAACUGGUUCAAACCGGUUCUGUGACUGAUGAUUCCAAACAGUCGUCAACGCCACAACGGUCUGUGCACAAGGCCCCACAGAUUCAACAGGCUCAAUCUGGUUUAGUUACUGACAUAGCAAAACCGAUCGCCCAUCAAAACGGAGAAGUGGUUCCCUUGAAAAAAGCCGUACAGGAAGGAAAAGUCACCCAGGUGAAGCCCGCCACGCAGUCCUACGUGGCUAAAGCUCCGGUAAUUGUUCAGGGAAGAAAGAUUGGUCCCGAGGGCGUUCCCGAGAAGACCAAUGAGGAGGAAAAUACUGGUAAAAAGGCUGAUAUAAUUACGCCAUCUAUAAAAGCCUCGCCAUUUAUUAAUCACAAAGAAGUGGAAGAGAGGGCUCCUACUAAGGUGCUAAAAAGCUCACCGAUCAAAAUAGUCAAUGGUGUCGAUGAUGGGAAGAAAAGUGAAGUGGUUACAGCAAGAGAUUCUUCUACUAAGGCAGCAAAAGUUAAUCAACACACGACAGAAGAAUCGGACAAAGAAACCGCGGAAUUCCUUAAAAACGAAAUCGAACGAAUCAAGACCGAGCAUGUAGCAGAGGUAACUAAAUACCAAGAAACGAUAAAGGAGAUGAAACAUCAAAUUGAACAAGCAAAAGAAAUGACAAACUCUGAAGGAACAGCAGGGAGUGAAACAUCUUCAGAUCUCUCUAGAUCAAGUUCCGUGUCCAGUUUGUCACCUCCACCCCCACCACCGCCUCCUCCUCCUCCAGCUCCAACAGGGCCCCCUGCUCCACCACCUCCACCACCCCCUGGGGCAAUAAGUCCUCCUCCACCACCUCCCCCUCUUCCUGGUGGCGGACCGCCACCUCCGCCACCUCCAAUGGGUCCUGGCGCACGUCGCCUGGCAGGAGGAGCCAAGCCGACGAAAGCUGCCAUCAAACCCGAUGUGGAAAUGAAACCACUGUUUUGGACAAGAAUAUUAAUAUCAGAUGAACAAGAUGGUGGUGACCUAAACAACAACAAACCCAAGAACAUCAUUUGGAAACACGUGACGGAGAUGGAUUUUAACAGAAAAGAGUUCCAAAAGUUGUUUGGACGCAAAGGCAAAAAGAAGUCUAAGUGUGAUAGGAGGAGCACUCUUAAAGAUGAUAGCCACUUCUCACAUUCAAAAGGUCCACAUGCCGCCAAGCUGCUUGAUAAUGGCCGAUCUCAGACUAUUGGUAUUAUCAUGAGCAGCCUGAGCUGUCAACUGGAGGACAUCAGAGACGCCGUCUACAAAAUGGAUACCUCUGUCAUUGACAUGGACGGAUUGAAAGCUUUGUACGACAUUCGCCCAAAAGCAGAUGAAAUCGAAAUGAUUACAAAAUAUCAACAAGAUAAUCCAAACGUUCCCCUAGACAAACCAGAGGAAUUCUUACUUCAAAUACAUAAGAUGGAUCACUUUGCAGAACGACUGGAGUGCUGGCUAACCAGAAAUAAAUUCAAGGAAACCUUAACGGCCAUUGACAGAAGAUUAUCUGCCAUAUGCGAGGCUAGCAGUUUGCUUCGCACAAACGACGACUUGUCAUUUGUUUUGUCCAUAAUCCUGACUCUUGGAAACUUCAUGAAUGGAGGCACGAACAGAGGACAAGCAGACGGGUUCCAGUUGAGCGUUCUUAAUAAAAUUAGAGAUGUCAAAACACAGGACAAUGAGUCGAAUCUUAUGAAAUACCUCGUGCAAGUCUACUGUGACAAGAGACAUGGAGGCGAGAGAGGGGACUUUAACCUACCAGACCCUUACUCCAUCCUCGCUGCUGCUCAGGUUUCAUUCAAGGAUAUCAAAGCAGAACUCGCUGAAGCUAAGAUAUCGUUAGCAACCUGUAAGGCCAAGUCCGAAAUGGUACUUGUAGGAGAUAAUCCAGAGCAUCGAGAGCCGUUUGAAAGUUUUGUGAAAGAAUAUUUGCAAACAGGGGAAAAGGAGCUUUCUCGCUUACAAAAAAAGGUUCAAGCAACGACGGAAGAUUUCAAGGAAGUGGUGGAUUAUUUCCAGUAUACUGGCGAAGGAGAGGAGGUUACCCCGCCAUUAUUUUUCGGCAUUUGGGGAAAUUUCCUAGAGGUUUUCAAGAACUUUUGGAAGGCCGAACAGGUCAACCUAGCCAAACGGACAUUCCGUAAUGCUGAGCAUCUCAAACAGAUAAGAGCGACGGCUACCAAAUUCAAGAAACGCAGGACCAGCGACGUAGAAGAACCGAGCAGGAGUCGAUCAGUAACUCACACAUAGUCACGUGACUCACGUGCUGCGGUCGCAAAACGUCAAUCAUUUAUUGUACUUUUAGUAUUUAUUAGAUUAUUCUUAGCUUUAAUUGGGAGUAGGGAAAAA
Molecule: messenger RNA, 3187 nt
Organism: Orbicella faveolata
Lineage: Eukaryota; Metazoa; Cnidaria; Anthozoa; Scleractinia; Merulinidae
Biological process (GO): cortical actin cytoskeleton organization; intracellular signal transduction
Cellular component (GO): cytoplasm; cytoskeleton
Molecular function (GO): actin filament binding
Source: RefSeq, a predicted model, not a curated record